Meloidogyne enterolobii is the source of this 2871-nucleotide messenger RNA. The record is from the annotation of a GenBank genome assembly. Lineage: Eukaryota; Metazoa; Nematoda; Chromadorea; Rhabditida; Meloidogynidae.
UAUUUUCGUGUUAAGAAAUUAAAAAAAACAAUGAGCCGAUCACCAAUGAAUUUUCAAAGUUUGGAUCAAUCCGAAUCUUCAUUUCCACAAAUAUCAACAACUACACGUUCUCAUCUAUUGGGCAGUCCGUGUCCAGCAAUAAUUUCCUGGCCAGCUCCACCCCCCAAAAUUGAAUUAAAGCCAACAGCUAUAGCAGCACCUUUAUCAGCUUCUUCUGCCCUUUCUGCUUCUUCUCCAAGUACUUCCCUUCGUUCAGCUCCAACCAUCGUCCCAAUAUCACAAUCUACAUUAACUCACAGUCCUAUACCUUUAAUGGGAACAGCUUCUCCACAUUCUUUAACUCCUCUUCCACGUUUAGAAUUGCCUCAAUCUGAUGGACAAGAAUGUGGUAGCAGUACUAACCUGCUAACGAUGCUUAAAGCAAUCGCCAAUGGGCUUGCACCGCCUAGUGGAGCAUGCAGCCCAGGAAGCAGCGUCAAUUGCUGGGGACGCGAAACAGAAUUGCGACAAAAAAUUCAGGCAUUAGAAGAAAUUGUUGCGGACUAUGAAAGACAAAAAUUUAAUGUUCUCGGCACUUUCUCCGAUUUUCAUGAACGUGUAGCGGAAAGAGAGAGACGUUUAGAAGCAGAAUAUUCAACAAGAAUACUCUCUUUAAGCGAGGAAGUUUUGGGUGCCAAAAAAGAUUUUGAGGAAAGAAUGAAAAAUUUUCAUUUACUUCAAGAACAAUUUGAACGAGAAAAAGAACAAGCUUUGGAAAGAUUAAGACAGGAUCAUCAACGGGAAAUGCAGGCACUAGAGCGUUAUAUUGUUUCUAAGGAGCAACGCUUUUCAGAGUCUAAAUUGCUCAAUUUGGAACAAAAAUAUAUUUUGGAAAUACAAAAAUUGGAAGAAGAACGUAAAAAUUUAAAAACAGAAAGAGAAAGGCUUAAUGAAGGAUUUGAAGUUCGUUUUAGACGAGCUGAAAGCCUUUUUGAAUCAGAGUUGACCGCAGCAAAAAUGUUAUAUACGAGGGAAUUGCAAGCAUUGAGAGAACAUGAAGAGGCCCUUAAAGACGAAUUAGCUGCUAGACAGGAAGAAUUUCAGGAUAAAUUAAUUGAAUUACAACAUUAUUCGAAACAAGCUAAAGAAGAGGUUGUUAAUUGUAGAAAAGAGGUUGUACAGCUUGAAGAGAAAUUGAAAGAAAAGGCUGCUGAAAUUCAGCGGUUGGCUAGAGAGCUCGCUGCCGCCCGUCGUCAAACAGAAGAUUCCUUCCGUCGCCUAAGCAAAGCUCGUUCAGAAGCUGAACAAAACCAGAGUUUUUUGGAAGAACAAAGAGAACAAUUAGAACAAAGAAAUGCUUUAUUAAAAAAUGCGGAAGAGUUGAGAGCUAAAUUAGAACAAACAAUUGGGGAAUUAAGAAAAGAAGUUAUUGCAUUAAGUAAUCGAGUAGAUUUACUUGAAAUUGAGAGAGAUGGGUUAAGAGCACAAGCAGAAAGUCAGACAGAGCUACACGAAUCCCAAUUAACUGCAUUGGAAGCGAUGUUAGAAUCAGUUACAAGAGAAAAAGAAGAAUGUGCCGAACGGUGUGAAGAAACACUCCAAAAGGAAAGAGCUGAAGCAGAAGAAAGAGAAUCUACACUUAGAGGAGAGUUUUCAACAAAAUUGAGUGAAUUAGAAGAACAAUAUAAUGGAUUGAGGGAACAUGUAGAAAGGGAAGAAGAUGGAGAAUUUGGGCCUGAAAAUGAGAAAUUAUGGGAAGAAGUUGAAUUAUUGAGAGCAGAGAAGACUGAUUUGGAGGAGAAAAUUGAAAAACAACAAAUGGAUAAUAAGGAAUUAUCACGAGUAAUUAAUUCAAUUGAAGGCAAAUUAAAAGUAGAAAAUGAAGAGGAAGAAGAAGCGGAGGAAGAGAUUGAAAUGGAUAAAUUAUUAGAGAAGUUAUACGACUUGGAACGAAGUGUUGAGUGGAUAGUAAAGGAAAAGGAACGUGCCGAAGCAAGACUAGAACAAUUACAAGAGGGAGAUGUAAAUGCUGGUUGGAAACGUGCAGAUGAAUUAAAUAAGGAAUUGGAGGAAGAAAAAAAAAAACGACUUGCAAUUGAAUUGGAUUCGAAAAGUGAAGUUGAGAGGGUUGAUCUCCUUGAAAAAGAAUUAGCUAAUGUAAAGGAACAAUUAGAGGAAGAACGUGAAAAGUCAGAAAGGGAAUUGAGACGUUUGGAAUCUCAACACGCGUUGGCAUUAGAGCUAAAAAUUGGGGCAUUAAAUAGAGAACAUGAACGUACUGUAGAAUUUAUACAACAAAGAGAGCAGGAAUUGGCUAGAAAAUUGGAAUUAAUAAAUGAUAAUAAUAAAUCAGAAAAAAUUUUGGAAGAACAUGAAAGUCAAACAGAAUUAAGUAAUGAAAAAAUUUUUGAAGAAGAGGAACAAAAAAUGAUAACAAAUCAGGAGGUGUUGAAUAGGGAGAAGGAACUUAUUGAAGUAAUAAAGCAAUUGCAAGCUGAACUAUCUGAGGCUUACAACAAACAAGCAUGUAAUUGUUGCUUCAACAAAAAGGAGCUGCGUUCGCAAAGUAUAGCCAAUACAAAUGAACAUUUGGCUUUUUGUCAAAAAGCAACAGGGACACGUUUAACAGUUGAAGAAUUAUCUCAAAGAAAGGAUUGUUGUCAAAGACACGAACAUUGGAGAUGUUCUUCUUCAAAUAGUGGAAGAGGGAUUGCUGGGAGAAUGGAAGCUGUUGCUCCACAAGAAUUAACUCCAGAACAUUCACAACAUAGACUUCAUUCACCUAUUGGAAAUGUCCACCACCGCAUUUCUCCCUCACAUCAAUUAUUUUUCGGCAAAGGGUCAUCUCCAAGUAGUGAAAAAGCAGAAAAACGACCAGCAUGGAAAUUUUAA